Aspergillus nidulans FGSC A4 is the source of this 1629-nucleotide messenger RNA. RefSeq names its product fungal specific transcription factor domain-containing protein. The transcript is spliced from 3 exons. The coding region runs from base 1 to 1629 and encodes 542 amino acids. Gene Ontology annotation, molecular function: DNA binding; zinc ion binding; DNA-binding transcription factor activity, RNA polymerase II-specific. Lineage: Eukaryota; Fungi; Ascomycota; Eurotiomycetes; Eurotiales; Aspergillaceae. Gene Ontology annotation, biological process: DNA-templated transcription. The record is from RefSeq and is a predicted model, not a curated record.
AUGUCGUCGGCGAAAGAAGCGUUGCGAUCCGUACUUGCAUUGACUAAUAAGGGCUAUCGUCCCGCGUGUUCGGCGUGCAUUGGAUGGGGCGUUGGAUGCGUCUAUGCGUCGGAUCAUCAGCCCUCAAUGGACUACGGAUUUCCCACCCCCGACAGCACCCUGGGGAUGGACUUGGCCGCAUUUGUCCAGAAUAUGCCCGGCGCUGCAUCGUUUGAUUUUACCCCGGAUCUCGCGCUGACCUCCUCGGAGGCAAAUCAUGGGGUGCCGGGUCUAGAGAGCAACAGUCCAAUGCCGAUGGUGGACCAGCUGCCACUGGCUGGACAGACCGUCCAGCUGAUAGACGAAUUCUUUGUGCGUUGUCAUCCACAGUUGCCCUGUAUUCAUAAGGAGACGUUUCUGGCUCGUACACAAGGGCCAGUACCAAUGCCGCUAGAAUGGGCCAUCCUAGCCACCGCAGCAAGAGCACAUCGCGGCGCGACGGCCCCAUAUCGAGCAGACAUGUUUUUGCAGGCGGCCGUAAAUUCGCUUGCACAAAGUCCUCUUCUUCGAGAAAACGUCUUGAGAGACCUGCAAGCAGCAGUAUGGUGCGUGUAUUCGCUCUACUAUUCAGGAGAGAUCACGAGAGCUGUUAUGCUAUUGGCGCAAGCCUACUCGCUAGCCUGUCUGAACGGACUGGACAGACUGGAUGAGCCCGGUCCGAACGUCCCGGCAACCAUGCACCUCUCCCCCAUAGAGAAGGAAGAAUGCCGAGGAACGCUUUGGGCACUCUUCGUUCUCGACCGACAGAUAAACUACCUCAUGGGCCGCCACUUUGUCAUUGACGAUGUGCGAUGGUGUGUAAACUACCCACUAGAUGAUGCGUCGCUUCAGAGUCAACCUGGAUUGCGCCCUGACUUAGAACCGGAACGAUGCUACAGUAGCGACUUGGCAGCGCUGGCGUGGGAGAAACCCAACAUCGCUAUUGGGACUGCUUUACCUCGUCUAGUCUGUAAGGCCAGCGUCAUGAUCGGCCGCAUCGCAACAUACAAGAGCAUCAACCCCAUGCCUAGCGCCACCCACAGCGCCCAGAAGCGGCAGGCCGACUUCCACGAGCUUCAGUCUGCCCUCGCCUGCCUCUGGGUGUCUCUACCUGCUUGUGUCCACAACGUCUCCGAGGUUCCACCGGGGUGCGUAAACCAGAGCGUGUGGCUGCUGAUCACACUGCACACCUGCUCCACGCUUCUAUUCUAUAUCACAGAUGCGGAGCGCAGGAGUCCCGGCAGUGAUCAAUAUCCCACCGAGCGCGAGAACUUCACCUGUACUUACAAAUCCGUGAACAAAGUCGUAACUGCACUGCGCGCACUGUCGGGCCUUGCAACUGAUGCGAUUCUAAAUCCGAUGCUGGCCCCCUCUUACUUCUCGUGCUGUCGAUUCAUUCUACUACAGUGGCGCCGCUCGCAGCAGCAGGAGUUUCGGUUGGAUCUGGGGCUUGUGCUGAGACUGCUGGAGCAGAUGGCUAAUAAGCAGGCGGGGAUGGCAAGAAUCUAUAAGGAGAUCAUUGAGCAGGAGCUGGGGAGAGACUUGGAUGUGCAGGGUGGAGGUGACCUUGGUCAGGCCCUGGUGAAAACAGAAUACUGCUUCAUGAUCUAA